Molecule: messenger RNA, 1634 nt
Organism: Mytilus californianus (California mussel)
Lineage: Eukaryota; Metazoa; Mollusca; Bivalvia; Mytilida; Mytilidae
Product: allene oxide synthase-lipoxygenase protein-like
Exons: 12
Coding region: 13-1338 (441 amino acids)
Biological process (GO): lipid oxidation
Molecular function (GO): metal ion binding; oxidoreductase activity, acting on single donors with incorporation of molecular oxygen, incorporation of two atoms of oxygen
Source: RefSeq, a predicted model, not a curated record
GGCAAGAGGAUUAUGACAGUCUGGCAUGAUGUAGAUGACGUGAAGGCUGUGUAUACCCCAAUCUUUGGUAAACCACAGGGUGCAGAUAAAUUCAACGAUGACUUAGCUUUUGGACGACAGAGACUUGCCAGUUUGAAUUCUUCACUUAUCAGCCUGUGUACAACAAUACCAGAAAAGUUUGGAGUGACGGAAGAAUUGAUCAAACCAUUUUUAGAAGGUAUGACUAUGAGCAAAGCCAUUGAAGAAAAUAAGUUAUUCAUUAUUGACUUGGAAAUUUUGGAAGGAUGUCCUGCAAAGACAGAAACACACGUUAUAACUUGUCCUUUUGCUCUGUUUUAUUUCAACAAUGACCACCAACUUAAGCCGAUAGCCAUUCAGUUAUUUCAACAGAAAGGACCGGAUAAUCCAGUCUUCUUACCAUCAGAUCCACCAUACACGUGGUUACUUGCAAAGAUGUGGUACAACUUGGCUGAUGCUACAUACCACCAAGCUCUUACUCAUUUGAAUUUUACCCAUCUCAUGAUGGAAGGAAUAUGUGUUGCAACAAACAGACAACUGUCGCCAUCGCAUCCUAUGUUUAUACUACUGCAUCCGCAUUUCAAAUAUAUUAUGGCUGUAAACGCCAUGGAUUUUUGGAGCUUGGAAGACUAUGGGACAUUACCAGCUGAUUUAAAAAGACGAGGGGUUCUUGAACAGUCUGUCUUAACUGAUGCCUAUCAGAUGAGGGAUGAUGCGCUUCUCCUUUAUGACGCCAUCAAAAAUUACGUUCAGAAAUAUGUGACUCACUACUAUGAAAACGAUAGUUCACUUCAAGAAGACAAUGAAAUACAGGACUGGGGUGCAGAAAUUGUUAUGUCAGUAGAUGAUGGUGGUGCUGGAGUUAAGGGCGUCAAAAAUGGAGGGAGAUUUGAAACAACUGACCACCUAGUUAUGACAUUGACACCAAUCAUUUAUGCAUGUAGCGUUGGACAUGCUGUAGCCAACUACCAACAGUAUGAAGAGUAUGGAGAUCCAUUUAAUUACCCAUUUAUUAUGCAUGGAGUUCCUCCUAAGGAAAAGGGUGAAGUGUCGAUUGAAACUAUUUUGCAAUCUAUUGCUACAAAAGACGAACUUCUAAAAUUAAUGGCAAUCACGAAACUACUAAGUGAGAAAGAUAAACAGAAACUUGGUGAUUUUGAGGAAUUGACAUUUACAGAUCCACCAGCCAUUCAAAUACUAGAAGAGUUUCAACAAAACUUGAGAGAUAUUGGUAAAACAAUUGACGAACGGAACAAAUUGAGAGAACCAGCUUAUGACUGGCUUCAUCCAAGAACUAUACCAAAUUCUAUUUCUAUUUAGAGUUAUCGCUUCAAUCAACAACGAUAACACCAUCAUAUAAAUAUGUUGCAUGCUGACUUUUAUGAGAAUAUUAUUAACUUAAUGAAUGUGCCUUGUGAAGGAAUUAUGCGAAAAGAAAAAAAACUUGAAUUUCUUUAUACUUUGCCAAAAUGCAGUUUAUAUCGUGAACCUUAAAAAAGUAAAUACAAGUAUAAAUCACCAUACAGGAUGUUAAGCUGCAGAUGGUGCCGAUUUCUAACAUUUUGUGAGGGUUGUACAUAAGGACAAACAACCGUACUGAGUGACUUUCGAAAACA